CAGGGUGACGCUGUCCAUGGUGGCAGCACCAGGGCAGGUGGCGGCGCUUGUGCCGUCAGUGCCACCCUGGCUGUGCCCACAGGAGCCGACCUGGAUGCAGGACGAGGAUGAGGAGCUGUGGCCCGAGUUCCCUGCCAACAGCCCCACGUCCCCCCUGUCCCCCACAACCCCCCUGUCCCCAACAUCCCCCCUGUCCCCCACAUCCCCUACGUCCCCCACAUCCCCUAUGUCCCCCACGUCUCCCACAUCUCCCACGUCUCCCACAUCCCCCACAGCUGGCACCACUGAGGGCUUGGGGGACAGCGAGAGGGGUGCUCCAACGGGGGGGCCGCGAAGCAAGGUGUCCCCUGGGCCAGCAGGGCAGAGGCCAAGGCUGGAGGGGGCCAUGGGGCGGCCACGUUCGAGCACCAGGGCUCACGGGCGCAGUGCCAUCCUGGAGAAGUUCGGAGGGGCAGCCACGGGGCCAGCCCCACACCUGAAGAGGGCAGGGGGCACGGCCACGGUGAAGGCGAUGCUGCUGGAGUGGUGCCGCGCCAGGACCCGCGGCUACGAGCACGUGGACGUGCAGAACUUCUCGGGGAGCUGGGGCAGCGGCCUGGCCUUCUGCGCGCUCCUGCACAGCUUCUUCCCCGACGCCUUCGACUACGGCAGCCUGGAGCCGGGUGCGCGGCGCCACAACUUCACCGUGGCCUUCGCCACCGCCGAGGAGCGGGCGGGCUGCGCCCCGCUGCUGGACGUGGAGGACAUGGUGCGAAUGGCGGUGCCCGACGCCAAGUGCGUCUACACGUACCUGCAGGAGCUGUACCGCUGCCUCGUGGCCAAGGGGCUCGUGAAGACCAAGAAGCGCUGAGCGGAGCCCCCGCACCCCCCCCCGGGACCCCCCUCUGCUGCGGUCCCACCAGUAAAGGCUGUGGUGAUGGA
Messenger RNA from Neopsephotus bourkii (Bourke's parrot), 921 nucleotides. RefSeq names its product smoothelin like 1 (gene SMTNL1). Gene Ontology annotation, cellular component: microtubule organizing center; filamentous actin. The coding region runs from base 17 to 850 and encodes 277 amino acids. The record is from RefSeq and is a predicted model, not a curated record. Gene Ontology annotation, biological process: actin cytoskeleton organization. The transcript has 6 exons. Lineage: Eukaryota; Metazoa; Chordata; Aves; Psittaciformes; Psittacidae. Gene Ontology annotation, molecular function: protein binding.